Molecule: messenger RNA, 2106 nt
Organism: Babesia sp. Xinjiang
Lineage: Eukaryota; Apicomplexa; Aconoidasida; Piroplasmida; Babesiidae
Product: putative elongation factor G
Exons: 1
Coding region: 1-2106 (701 amino acids)
Biological process (GO): mitochondrial translational elongation
Cellular component (GO): mitochondrion
Molecular function (GO): GTPase activity; GTP binding; translation elongation factor activity
Source: RefSeq, a predicted model, not a curated record
AUGGCGCGUAUCCGUAAUAUUGGCAUUAGUGCGCACAUAGAUUCCGGGAAGACGACACUAAGCGAGCGUAUUUUGUUCUACUCUGGUCGUAUCGCUUCGAUUCACGAAGUUCGAGGCAGUGAUGGUGUAGGCGCCAAAAUGGACUCCAUGGACCUAGAACGCGAACGCGGCAUCACUAUACAAUCUGCUGUAACUAACUUCAAGUGGUAUUUGAACAAUUCGUCUGAUGGUGCUUCCAAUGAAUAUGCCAUCAACAUCAUUGAUACUCCUGGGCACGUCGACUUCACGAUAGAAGUUGAGCGUGCGUUACGCGUACUUGACGGCGCUAUAUUGUUAUGCUGCUCUGUUGCAGGCGUACAAUCGCAAACUCUGACAGUCAAUAUGCAGAUGGAUCGCUACAAUAUCCCACGUAUUGUUUUCUUGAACAAGAUGGAUCGCGACGGUGCCGACCCUGAUAGGGUAAUAGAAAUGAUUCGUCAAAAGUUGAAUAUCGAUCUUUUGCAACUUCAGGUCCCUAUAGGAGUUUCUAAUCGAUUUGAGGGCCUUGUGGACGUUCUAGAGGAAUGUGCGUACUAUUUUGACGGCCCCAAUGGGCACCGGGUAGUUAAAAAAGAGGUCCCCGAGGAAUAUUUAGAUUUGUUACGCUCUAAGAAGGUAGCUCUGACGGAGAAGUUGGCUGAUUUGGAUGAUGAAUUUGCCGAAGAGUACCUCGAAAAUAGAUAUACGAUUGAUUCCCUCCGUGCGGCCAUAAGACGAUGCUGUUUGUUGCGCAAGGCAUACCCUCUGCUCAUGGGUUCUGCAAAAGGGAACAAGGGUGUCCAACUAGCUAUUGAUGCAGUGUGCCAUUACUUACCGUCGCCAUCUGAUGUGGUACAGCAUGGUUACAUCACCGACGAUGAGACUACAGAACUUGAAGGUGGUACCAAACAACCUUUGGUGGCCUAUGCGUUCAAGAUUCAGGACAGUCCUAUGGGACAACUCACAUUUUUGCGUAUAUACCAGGGUAUACUUCGCAAGGGACAGCAACUUUACUUAGUGGAGGAAAACAAGAAACACUCCACCAAAAAAUUGUUCAAGAUGCACGCUAGCGACACAGAGGAUGUUUCUGAAGCUUGCAGUGGAGACAUAGUGGCAAUCUCAGGUUUAAAGUGCAACUCUGGUGUAACAUUUACUGAUGGUCGUUUACAACUAACAAUGGCCCCUAUAUUCGUCCCGGAACCUGUAGUCUCACUUGCCCUGAAAAAGGUGGACACGAGCGACAUGGCGCGUUUGUCUAAGGCACUGCACCGGUUUAAGCGAGAGGACCCUACUUUCCGUAUUUCAGUAGAUGAGGAGAGCAAAGAAACUGUCAUGAGCGGUAUGGGUGAGCUGCACCUUGGCAUUUACGUGGAGCGCAUGAAACGAGAGUACAACCUGACGGUCGAGACUGGGCCCCCUAUAGUGAACUAUCGUGAAUCCGUGACGAGACGGGUCGACUUUUCUUAUACUCACAAACGGCAAUCUGGUGGAGCGGGCCAAUACGGCAAGAUUGUAGGGUAUAUAGAACCGAUUGGUGAGGAUGCAAACCAGCACUUGCACGUCGAGUUCGUGAAUAACCUAGUGGGAAACGACAUACCCCCGAAUUACGUACCGCACAUCGAGAGCGGUUUUCGUGAAUGUUGUAAAAAGGGGCUUGUAUGCGGUCGUCAGGUGGUGAACACAAGAAUAGUUGUGAACGAUGGCCAGUCUCAUGAGGUGGAUUCGUCUGACAUCGCAUUCAAGCUCGCUGCCAAGGGCGCUUUCGACGAAUGUUACAUGGACACCAAUCCUAUUGUUUUGGAACCGGUUAUGCAGGUAGAGGUCGUUACUCCUCACGAAUUUCAAGCAUCAGUGUUAUCUACCAUCACGAAACGCAAGGGUCUGGUGACUGACACAUCUUCAUACGGCACUAACGUCAUUUUGCAAGCUCAAGUUGCACUUCGUAACAUGUUCGGGUACAUUACGGACCUACGUGCAGCUACCAAAGGGCAAGGAGAGUUCACUAUGGAAUUCAAGCUCUAUCAGCCCAUGAACGCCUCGGACCAGGAAGCGUGUUCAAAGGAGUACCGGGAGAGCCUUAAAAAAUGA